Molecule: messenger RNA, 1286 nt
Organism: Varanus komodoensis (Komodo dragon)
Lineage: Eukaryota; Metazoa; Chordata; Lepidosauria; Squamata; Varanidae
Gene: MRPL40
Product: mitochondrial ribosomal protein L40
Exons: 4
Coding region: 87-695 (202 amino acids)
Cellular component (GO): mitochondrial ribosome; mitochondrial large ribosomal subunit
Source: RefSeq, a predicted model, not a curated record
CGGAAGUGUCCCCCCUUGGGACGGCGAGCGGUAGGACGCUGCGGUCCCUUCAACGGUUCUUCGAGCUCAGGAGGAGCGGCCAAGGCAUGUUCGCCCGGGUGGCCUCGAGCCUGCUUCGCAGCGGCGCAGGGGCAGCUUCGCUGAGUCCUAAAUUAAUCUGGAAUGUUCAAUGUCGAACAAGCCACUGGCAGUCUUCACUUCUUGGACUGAGAGCAUCUAUACCUAUGAGAGCAGAACCGAAGAAGAAAAAGAAGGUGGACCCCAAGAGAGACCUAAUUAUAAAGGAGCGACUGAAGAAGAAGAUUAAAAAAUUGGAAAAAGCUCCUCAGGAAUUGAUUCCCAUUGAAGAUUUUAUGACACCAUUCAAAUUCUUAGAUGAAAAACGGGUACGAGCCUCCUCACCAUUGUCUUUUGAGGAAAGUGAGAGGAGAGCUUUGCUUAAGAAGACGUGGUCUGUAUACAAGCUAAAGCAGAACAGGGCAGAAAUGAGGGCAAUCAAGUCCCUCAUGGAUGCUCAGGAAGCAGCACUAAAAGAACUGCGGCAUGAAUCGGAGGAACUAUACCAAGCAGCAAUUCAGCGAGACAACAGUUUGUUCCCUUUUGAGAGGCAGGAGCCUACAGUCACACCACCACUGCCUGGUUAUGAGGCUCCUGACGGGAAGUGUAUCGAUGUCACAAAAACAUAUACCCAGUGAUCUGAGAGACUGCUGGGAGAUGUUGCAUCCAUUAAAGCAUUCUUGUUUUACAAAUCGUUGAAACAUACAGGAAAGAUUCCAAGAGCAGACCAAUCUGGAGGUGGUGAUUUCUUUAGAAUGUAAUAGAUUCUAGAAACCUGCUGUCCUAUUUGGACAAAGAACGUGGUAUAAGCAGAUUUUCUAAUUCAUAUGCCUAUGUGGGAUACUAUCGUUUUGUAGGGAGUUUGUAGUUUUCUACAGAACUAAUGAAUCACUGCAAGAACUUGUCCUCCCUGACUGGCAGGACAGGAAUUUUAGAAAAAAAUAAAACAUGCAGGAUAAAAUCAGUAAAUUUGGGGACAGUGAGAACAGAUUUUUGGGGAGACUGGGUAAUUAUCUUUGAGUGCAUUUACUAUAUCGCAUCCACCCAUCUUUAAACUAAAAUUCUUUGUCUCUGUUAGCUGUAAUCUGGAUUUUUUGAAGACUGCACCUAAGCCGUUAUUUUUAACCUGGAAAGAAUGGUUUCUAAGAACAUGGCUGUUCAAUUUGAAGUGUCAAAUUAAUGCAUUUUUCUGCAUGUAGGGACAGAUACAAUAAAAUGCAUAUUGAUCA